Messenger RNA from Rhea pennata, 8210 nucleotides. It is a transcript of the gene FRS3, whose product is annotated as fibroblast growth factor receptor substrate 3. The record is from RefSeq and is a predicted model, not a curated record. Gene Ontology annotation, cellular component: cytoplasm. NCBI's taxonomy places the organism in Eukaryota, Metazoa, Chordata, Aves, Rheiformes, Rheidae. Gene Ontology annotation, molecular function: fibroblast growth factor receptor binding; transmembrane receptor protein tyrosine kinase adaptor activity. The coding region runs from base 219 to 1733 and encodes 504 amino acids. Gene Ontology annotation, biological process: fibroblast growth factor receptor signaling pathway. The transcript is spliced from 7 exons.
CGGAGCAGCGCGCCGGGCCCGGCCCUCGGUUCCCGGACGGCGGAGCCGGGCAGCGCCUCAGGUAGAAGAUGGGACAGUUUCCCUCAUGUUCUAGGUGACUGCAACGCCUGGUUACUAUGAAGUCCUGAGGAAGAUAGAGGGACAGUAGUGGGAUUUCUUCCCACUUCUCCAAAAAGAUCAAACAAUUGCCUAAUGGGAUUACCUCUUAUGCUGGCAUCAUGGGGAGCUGCUGCAGUUGUCUGUGCAGGGAUAGCAUCCUAGACAACCAUCCCACCAAAUUUAAGGUAACGAAUGUGGAUGAUGAAGGUAACGAGCUGGGAUCUGGGAUUAUGGAACUGACGCAGACUGAGCUCAUCUUGCACACUCACAAGCGAGAUGCUGUCAGGUGGCCCUACCUCUGCUUGCGCCGCUAUGGCUAUGAUUCCAACCUGUUCUCCUUUGAGAGCGGACGUCGCUGCCAGACAGGGCAGGGGAUUUUUGCAUUUAAGUGUUCCAGAGCAGAGGAGAUCUUUAAUUUGCUUCAGGACCUGAUGCAAUGUAAUAGUAUCAACGUUGUGGAAGAGCCUGUUGUCAUCACCAGGAACAGCCACCCAACAGAGCGGGAGCUUUCCCGGACUCCCCAGGCGCCUAACAGUCUGGGGUACACUGUCCCAGGAUUUCCCAAUGGAUUUCACAGCUUCCCUGGAGAAACCCUAUCUUAUUCUACAGCUCGCCCCCCCUCUGUGAGCAGCCUGAGGCAUUCUUCUGUGGGUGAAGACUCUACUCAUGCCCUCAUUGGGCCUGAUGAGCAGUCCCAUACCUACGUGAACACAGCCAGUGGUGAUCAGGAGCUGAGGGGCCGACAUUGUAUGCACUCCUUGCCUGAAGUCCACCCUCCUUUCCCCCACAGGAUCCACAGCUGCUCUCUAGAAGACCGCAAUCCCCAGGUUUUUCUGCAACCAGGGGAGGUUAAGUUUGUGUUAGGUCCCACAUCCACCUACAGGCACACAGUGAAACGAGAUAGCAUCUGUCAGCACCACCGGGAGUGCAGGACGUACUUCUGUGCCCCCAACAACAACAACGAAUGUGAGGAUGAGUGUGCUUCACCCCAGUGCGUCUACGAGAAUGUCAAUGGCUUGCUGCCCCCCAGCAGCACAUCUCUUCACCGAGGUGGGCGCUUGAAACUCACCCGGGAGGACCUGGGCUUAUCUGGCUGCUCCCAUCGCAGAACGGCUUUGCUGCACUAUGAGAACUUGCCAUCGCUGCCUCCAGUGUGGGAGUGCCAGCCACUCCAACGAGGGGAGGAGGUCACAGACACUGGGGAUGGGCUGACACCUUCCCCCAACGGCUACCCUGAGGCUAGUGAAGACGAUCCUUUGCAGAACUACAUGAACUCGGAAAACACUGCACUGUAUGGGGGCAGUGGCCUGCGGCGCAGCGGCUUCUUGCCAAAACCUCGUCGCAACUGCAUGUCCAGCGUCUUCAACUUUGACUUCCCCCGGCCCUGUCCAGAGCAACCACGGCAGCUCAACUACAUCCAGGUGGAGCUGGAGGCUGAGCCGCACAAGGGACAUCAGAAGUCGCCGGUCCCCCACGCCCCACCUCUUGCCACCCAUGAAGCCCACCGGACGGACUCCUAUGCGGUCAUUGACCUAAAAAAGACAGCAGCCAUGUCCAACUUGCAAAGGGCCCUGCCAAGAGAUGAUGGGACUUCAAGGAAAACUCGACAUAACAGCACUGACCUGCCUCUGUAAGGGGGAAUGCCAAGUGCAAGCACAGUGUUGUAGCUUCGGUAUCUGCCCUUCAGUGUAUUGCCCGGUGUGACAUCCAUUUGCCCUUGCCUUCUGCUUUCCUGUUUACCCCAUUGCCUCGUGUCACGGGGUGGCUCCUACAGCUGAUGUUAAGGCUAGUCUAUUUGCCAGUCUUCCCCUCUCCACUCUCCCUGUGUAGUUUGUUUUUAAAGCCUUGUGGGAUCUUUGAAGACAUUAUUUGAGGGUUAAAUUUUUCUUUCUGGAGAGAGGGGCAGAAGGUGCCAGCAUGAGAACUGGCACUGUGUGGAUACAACCUUAAAUAGGGUUAAAUCUGCUUUUCUGACAGCUCCUUGGUGCCAACAGCCUGGCUAUACAGGCAAGGCAGUAGCAUGGUGGCGGAGUGUUCCUAAAAGCAAGUUGCUUUAAGAGCUUGACUGUAAAUUGAGCCCGUUUCUUGGGGAUUUUCAUGCCUUGUGACUCCUGGUGAGCUCCAAGGGAAGUACCCUCUGUAGUGGGAUCAUUCCAAAGUCUGUUUUUUUUCUGAUCGCUGAUGACAUGGGAGCUUAUGGUGCAGUCUUUCUCCCUCUCCAGUUGCUGCUACUUUCUCCCCCCUGCUCUGUUGCCUAUUUUCCUGAAACCCAUAGAAGUCUGUGAUUCUUCUGUGCCUUUCUCAAAUUUGAUUGGAAUUGGGCAUCUCCAGAAAUUAACAGAGGAGGACAGACAGACAUGGGCACAGGUUUAUGUGAUAACAUAAACCUGGUUUCCUGAGGGGGGCUUGCUGAAAAAGUGGAUGGGAGGACUGCAAAUUUGAGAGAAGUUUGAGGCUUAGUUUAGAUACCUUAAACUGUAUGUUACCUGUUUUGUUUUUUUAAGAUACUUUUUGGUGACUGUUCAGAAGUGCUGUUGAUUUUGUUGUUUUAUUUAUUUGUUUACUCUAUAUUUAUUUAUUUAUUCAUUUAAUGCCCUUUUGUAUUGCAUUGAUAAUUGUGAAAGCUGGUGCCAAUAUGAAACACUUCCUCUCAGUGGCUCAUAACCUUUUUUGGGGACCAGAUCUCGGAACAGAGUUUGUGGCUCUGUUGUGCUGCAAAGGGGCAAAAGAGCAGCUGCAAAUCCCAAACUUGCUAGCUGAGGCUCACUGUUGGAGAGUGGGUGGGAAAUCGUACGGGAGACAUGCAAGUGUGAGCGGAGUUGCAAAGCAGCCAAGCUUAGAGUCAUAUCAAAGUUGCUGCCAACACCCAUGUGCCUGGUUGAAUCCACGUGAAAUAUUUGAUCAGUGUUUUGACUGAACGCGCAUUUUGUUUCAUACAACUGUAGACUUGGAAGGGCUAAAUUAGGCUCUUGGAUAAAUCUAUGGCCUCUGAUGUGGGUUUGUCUAUUGAAAUAAGAGCUGAAUACAAGCUGAGCUGUCAGGCCUGUGUGUGAGGUGCUGUGUAGGGUCUCUGCUUCUCUCCCAUUGCAGGAUGUUCCACCACCACUGUGUACUUGGUGACAUGCUGCAGCCUAAUCCCUUCCUGGAUUACUCUUUGCCAUUGUUAGAUGUUUCUAUGAGACAGAAGUACUCUGCGUUUGGAGUCCCAUCUUUCUGCUGUCUGUGUUCUUCACCUUCCUCCUUGGAAUACGAUUUGAGAGAUCCAGUGCUCUGUGAGUUCUCCCACUCCUGGCAGAAAGGUUGCCAAGCUUUGCCAUGUCCUCCUUGUUCCUAGUGUUUUACCAUCUGCAGAGUCAGAGAAUCUCUGGGGUGAAAGAGGAGAGAACCUGAUUGUCCAGUUGUAACUUGAUUCUGAGGUCCAGAAACUUGAUUUCUAGAUUUCUGAAGUGCUAUUGUGUCAUUUUGGAAUGUGACCUUUCUGGGAGCAAGGACAUGUGAUGUACAGUUAAGAAAAAUGAUAAAAAUAUAACUAAUGCCAUGCCUGAGUCUACACAGCACAUAUUUCUUGGCUUACUGUUUAUUGCAGUGUAAGUUAAAAGUGCUCCACGUGCUAGAAUUCAGUGAUUUUUCUUUUUUGGAGGGAAGUCCUUGUGAUUGGGGUUAGGUUUAGCUCAGUCAGUUAGAGCGUGGUGCUGCUAAUGUCAAGGUUGCGGGUUCAAUCCCCAUACAGGCUACGCUGAGGGUUGGACUAGAUGAUCUCCAAAGGUCCCUUCCAACCUUACCAUUCUAUGAUUCUAUGAUUGUCUUCCAUUCUUUUCUCCACCCCAACCAUUAUGUGUUUUGUAACUGAAAAGAAACUUGAAUAAUAUAUUUUUAUAUGUAUGCCAAAUAACUUUAUUUAAAGGAAAAAAGACAAGUAAUGUAUCCCCCUAUAUCUAGUUUUCAUUUAGGGAAGUGAGAGAAGAAGUUAUUUAUUUGAAAAAAAGAAAAACCAAAUGUAUUUAAGGAAGCUAUUUAAAUAAAGAGUUUAUAAGCUCUACGUAUCACCCUCUGGGACAGCAUUAGGAACCCUGACAUAACAGCAAGGGGCAGUGCUCUAGGAGCUUCCUAUGAGCCUGCCUUGUCACUACCUGAGCUGAGAAAUGCAAAAUAUGUAUUCCCUUCUUCCUCUAGAAAGAAGAAAAUAAAAAAAGGAUGAAAUGUUUGAUGUAUGCAUGGAGCAAGAUGUCAGGGCCCUUUCCUACCUGCAUAGAAGAGGCUUUCUGCCAAGUUUGCAGAUUGGAAGUUUGCAGGUUGGUUAAAUGCAAGGGAAGCCGCUGCUGGGUGACUGCUCAUCUAUCCAGGAGAAGUUAGGAGAGGCCUGGACUGCUUGUUUUCUUGGUGUCACCGGCUGCUCCCUGUGGGCAUGGGUGGCCUGUGGGGCUGCUACAGGUCUCCAGUGGGGUGAGGCUGGUGUGAGGAUCUGUAGGUGGUGGGAGCUCAGAGUGUUGGGACAGCACAGCUUGAUUGCUGGUGUUUCCCCUCUGUAGGCCUUGCAGAGGCUGAACUUCCCAGUGUGUCCCAGGGGAAUCCCAUUUAGGUGACUCUAAAUUAGCUUUGGAUUUGGGAAACUUGGUCUUGACCAUUCAAACUACUGACUUUCAUGUCUCCUGGACAAUUAUGUUCCCUGGCUUGUGCCUCCCUUCUUCCACUGAAGCUAAUACUCCCCUACCUCACAAGGAUGUAGAAGGCAGAAGUGACAAGGAGAUCACUGUGAAAUAGCUGUGUGUACAUAGCAAACACGCUACCGCUGCUCCCUUGUGACAUUUCUUAUUCUGUUUAUGGGAUGCAUGCUGCACCUAUUCAAAAAGGAGAAAGAGAAUUAAAUUUUCUUAUCUGUAAGGUCAAAGGAGGGCCUGUGCUGGCUGCUUCUGUGUUUGCCAUUUUCAGUGAAUAGUAGUCUGGUAGUCUUGCUUCACUGUCCUCUGCUUUACUUUGUGUUCACCCUUGUGGCCUUGAGUAGGGUGAACAGAGGCUUUGCUUGUGUGAUACUGCAAGCUCCCGGAAAGCUUAGGGUGUGUAAAGCUGGUAACAGCUAUUUGUUUGCAUUGAGUUUUUUUAUUAAUGUUAAAGCAAUUAAAUGUGAGACCACAUGCAGGGAACCUCUUACCAUUUAUGGCUCUCAUAGGACACACCAUGUUCAUGCGCCAGUGCCUUUUUUACUUUUUCAUUUUUGUGGAUAACUUCACAAAAGCAAGAUCCUCAUUAAGUGAUCAGGAUCCUUUCAGAGCUACUUAAUGCUCAGUUUCACAGGUGAUAUGAAAAUGGAAGAAAAAUCUGGAGUUGUGUUUGAACUCUGAGGCAGCAGUUCUUGGAGCACCAGGAACAGAAAUGUGGUUAUCUUGGAUUUCUAAUAUUGAAACCUGAAUGGUGCUCUCUAGUCUCACAGCUUCCUCUAGUGGUCACACUUGAAAUCGUUUUGGGGAGAAGAAAUCAACAGGUUGAAAAGGCUAGGGGAUUUGAAUUAAUAUUUUCUCAUUCUUUCAGUUCCCUCCACUUUGAUUUGGGUAACAGGCAGUGGGAAUAAUGAUUCCUACUCGUAGUUCUUUGGAGUCUUUCCCUGCUACUAUUUUCUUUUGGUUGAAAAUCAAGUUUAUGAAGUGUGUUGUAUUUUUAUGGCACUUUGCAAAGAUUACUUGCAUCUCUCCACUUAACUUACUUUUUUGUGGGCCAAAUUCACCCAAGGGCUAAUGCCACUAAAUUUGGUAGAGUCAGCUGUGACACGGCUAUUUAAGAGAAUAUUCCGUCAGGUGGCUAGAAUUCAUUUUACCAUCGCAUGAUUCUGCCUUUGUCUGUGUGUAAUGGUUCCCUUUCUUGCAGAUGUUGUUUUGAGCCUUACAUGUGAGUAUGCUGGACUUUCCAAAUGGAUGCAUAUUAAUUAUACAUGUACGUGCUUGCUUCUUAGAUGGGGAACUAAAUUAGGAAUAACCAUUGACUCCCACUAUCCCUUUCAACCGAUACCCCUCACACAACCAAGGUGAUCUUCUUAGGGCAGAAUACCUCCUGCUUUGCGGUCACAUCCGUACAUGCGGUGGUGAGUUGGAGGGAUUCCUCCAGGGCUCUGGGCAUCUAACUGAUGCCAUGCAGUUGACUAGGAGGAAAUGAAUAUGUGAAUGUACGGCUGAAACCCUUUUCUCUGGAGUUACUCUCUGAGGCUGAACUGAAGCCAUGAGAUCUGUUGCUUUCCCAAGCCUGGUUCUGGAAGGCGGAUGGUGGAAGGAUUCUGGAAGGAUUCACACUAGUGUUGCCCCUUGUGCUGACCUAUUCUGCCUAUGAACGGUAACUUGGAAGAAGGAGCAGCGUUCAGCUGUUGUUUGCUGAGACUUUCUUUGGUUUGUAAGGAUAGCUCUAGGCAGUGAUACGGAGCCAGCCUGGACAGUGGUGAGGACCUCGCAGCGUGGGCCUAACUGUCAGGUUAUACACCUGGCUGCUUAGCAGGUUUGGGUAGCCCCAUUGGAGCCUGUAUUGCAUCCUUGCUGGUCUCUCUUCCCCUGCUUGCAAGAUUGAAGCUCGAGAGAUGUUUUGGUGAGCAGCCAUGUGCUGUGCAGAGAGAAUUUGACUUAACCUCUUUAAGUGGUUCUUCUCUGGAUUUUUGAAUUGAUCAACUGGACUUUCUCCUCUGGUAUUUCUUCCCUGGUGACUGCAUAAAUAGAUCUUUUCCCUGCUCCUUUUCCAAGAAUCCCUUAUUAGAGAUACAGCAUUUCAUAGCUCUCAGUUGUCUAUUACUGUGGAAGGGAUUUUAUAUUUUUUGUGUUUUUUUUUUUCUUUCAUCCCAUUCUAUGUGCCCGCUUGUUCUCCUAAGGAAAGGAGAUUUGAGCGUUUGUGAGCUGUACCUGCCUUACAGGGAGAGGAUGGCAAAGGAGAGGCCAAACUGAGUUUAAAACAUUGGUAUUUUCUCAAAGCAGUUUGAAUGUGUUAGCUGUUACUGAAGUACUAAGUGUUAUUUUUAUUACAUAAGCCAUGCUGCUCACUGGGAGGAAAAACAAACCCAGCUUCAGCUGUUGCUGUCUUUAUUUCCAGUGAGAAAUGACUGACUAAAUACCUCUAAUUCCCAGGCUCCUGUCUUGAGCUGGCAGGGCUGCUACCUGCCUCUCGUUGGGAGGUGUGCGUGGUCCGCGCAGCACGGCUGGCGGCGAGGUGCUGCGCCAGCUCACGCUCUCAACCUCUGAUCCUGCUCGGCGGCUAUGGCCAGAGCGUGUCCUGUCCCCGUGUCUCCGUUCCUCCAUGGCAAAAUGGGGAGAAUGGCAUCGACCUUACCGUGACGCUUGUCUGAUCUGUGGGUGACAGUGCUGUAUCGGGGCUCAGCGGUUCUGCUGUGUGCUCUCUUAGCCAUUUUCUCCCAAAGCCUUCUCUGUCCCUCUGUGUAAUGCUACUCAGCCCUCUCUGCUGGUGUCUUCCCUGUGAAGUAUCAUUAAUGAGUGAUUGUUAAUGAAUGCGUUGCCACGUACUGAUUCAAAUAACAGCUUCUGCAGGGUUGUGCAGCCAGUUUUUGUGGGGAGCCUGUUUUUCGACCAGGGUAGGCUCAUCUUGAAACGCCACACACAGGUAGCAGAACAGGUUUAGACUCCUGAUACUGAACGGCACCAGAAGUGAAUAUAUUAGGGGAAAUCCUGAAAGCUUUUGAAGUUGGUACUUGCAGGCCACAGUAUAGAAAAGGCUAAUUCUAAAGAAGGGAUCUAAUUUGUUUUUCCUUCAUAAGUAAAGGUGAUUUGAAGUUGGAAGGCCCAGAUGCAUCUGUGUAAUCUCAACCUCUAUUCCCAUGUGAUUCUCCUUGUUACUUGUACUGGUGUCUUUAAUACUGAGCAUUUCUGAUGUGGCAGAAAAAACCAAGGUGCUUCGGUGCUCUGGCCACCGGGGAUUCGGAGUCGCUUUGACCUUAGAGGUUGAUCUUGCUGUGUAAAUGCUUCUUCAGGUUGUUUCUAUGGAUAUGCAUUCAGUCCCUCUUUAUAUUUCAUCCGGGUGUAACCGUGAAGGCGAAGAACAGUAGCAGUGCUAUGUUACCUGAGGAGUGCUCAUGUCUUGCAUUAACGUGCACUACGAAUGUAUACAGAAUAAACAGAAUAUGAUGAUUA